Molecule: messenger RNA, 2918 nt
Organism: Menidia menidia (Atlantic silverside)
Lineage: Eukaryota; Metazoa; Chordata; Actinopteri; Atheriniformes; Atherinopsidae
Source: the annotation of a GenBank genome assembly
GUAAAAUGGGUGAAGGUCUGUUUGAUGCUCUUCUGGAGUUAAAUAGCCAACAACACCAGUCUUCAAAGUGUGCUCCACAGUUGCCCCUCCCCCAACCAAUGGACUCUGCUCUUAAGGCUCUUCAACUUACCGAGGCCCUUAGGGUGGUGCUGGAGGGCCAGGGAAGUGAGGAAGAACAGGACAGUCUGAGAAAACAUGUCCCCACUGAUACAGCAAAUGUUAUACUAACGUGGCUGAAAAGAGAUGAGGAAAACACCCGUUCAAACACUAACAGCGAGACUUACCAGGAGCGACUGACACGACUGGAGGGAGACAAAGAGUCACUAAUUCUGCAGGUGGGUGUGCUGACAGACCAGGUGGAGGCUCAGGGGGUGAAGAUCAGCGACCUGGAGAGCUCGUUGGUAGAGCAUCAGCACAAACUCAACUGCACUGAGGAAAUGCUCCAGCAGGAGCUCCAGCAUAGAACGUCACUGGAGAGCCAAAAGCUGAGUCUUAUGGGGGAGGUGUCCUACCUGAAACUGAAGCUGGCAGACAUGGAGGGAAAACAGGCCCAAGGAGUUGAGAGGCAUCAUAAAGCAGAGACUGUCGUGAAUUUCAUUAGUGAGCUGCAGGAGCAGAUGUGUCAGUUUCAGAAGGAGAUUAAUAGCAAGAUCCAGGAGAAAAGGGCCUUGGAGACCCCGACUGACAGCAGGUUUCCAGUGGCGUGCCCCCCUGACACCAGUGAGGGGCAGCGCUCGAGCCUUGGUGUGUCCUGUGAAAGAACCUCGGGGGGGAUGCACAAGCUAGAGGAGGCUUCAGACGGGUCUGACGGAAACACGCACAGCCUGAGAGAGGGUAGCUCAGAUGAAGAGAAGAGGUGCCACUGCGGAGGAGAAAGUGUUUUACUAAAGGAACUUCGGGUUCUCAAGGACAAAGUGGAGCAUCUGGAGGAUCAGAAAUUGCAGUACGAAAAGAAGCUAAAAGUAACAAAGGCAGAGAUCAGCAGCCUUCAGCAGCUUCUGCUCAGUAAGAACGCAGAGAUCGAGAGCCUGCACACUCAGCUGCUGGCAAGACCUGCUCUAAGCUCAGAGUCCUCAGAGAGAGAUCAAGAGCUGCAAAAACUUAAGAGUGGAAUUAAAUCACUGGCAGCUGCCAACGAUGAAAAGGACCGGCAAAUAGAGGAGCUCACUCUGCUUCUGAAUCAGUGCAGACAGUUCAGAGAGGUCACUCAUACCUCAAGGCAAGCUCCAUCUGCUGUUCGUUCUCUGUCAAAUAGUCGGACUCAGUCAAGCAGCAGUGAAGAAGGUGAGCAGGGGGUGAUGAAGAAUACAGACUCCGCUAGUGCAAAAUCUGAUGAUGUGAGGUCUGACGUUUCAACAAACAGUUCUUCUUCACCAAAAGUUUCUCUUCUGUCCGUCCAGAAAGACAGUGACUCCAGAACAGAGCCAAACAUUUUAUCAAGUAGCAUGAACGACAUAACAACCCAUUCAGCAAAGAGUGAACUGUGUGACAGCAGAAGUCAAACUCUUCCGGUGAAUUCCACUUUGUCUGAAGAAAAUGGAAGCGCAGAUAGUGCUACUGAAAUCCAGAGCCAAAGGUCUCCAGAUGGGAGUGAAGACGGAGACUUCAGCCAAAGAAAAUUGGAGAGAGCUGAUGACAGCAUAUCCAGUGAUAAUUCCCCUGUUCAUUGUGAGGCCCAAACACAGGCUGGCCAGCGAGCAGUGGGCUCUCCAGAAUUCAUGAAGAAUAACAGGAGCUUUAAGAGACUCUGGGGAAAACUUCGAAGAACCCAGUCUGGAGGCUUUCAGGCAGCAGAUCCGGAUGCCGGACAGUUUAGAAGGGGAGGUCUCCGUGCAACAGCUGGCCCCAGACUCACCCGAACCCCUGAAUCUGACUCUGCAUGUGACAUGAAUAUUCCAUUCAGCCAGUGGUCCAAGGAGCAGGUGUGUAGCUGGCUAGAGGACUAUGGACUCGGCCAAUAUAUCAGUCUCACCAGACAAUGGGUUGAAAAUGGACAAACACUCCUUUCUGCCACACUGCAGGACUUCGAAAAGGAAAUGGGCAUGAAGCAUCCACUGCACAGGAAGAAGCUGCAACUGGGUCUCAAAGCAUUCACCACCAAAGUAAUCGAGAAGUCUUCAGAACUGGACCACAUCUGGGUCACCCGCUGGCUGGAUGACAUUGGCUUGCCUCAGUAUAAGGAUCAAUUCCAUGAAGCUCGGGUUGAUGGUCGAAUGAUACAGUAUCUCACUGUGAAUGAUCUCUUGACUCUAAAGGUCACUAGUCAGCUUCAUCACCUCAGUAUUAAAUGUGCCAUUCAUGUCCUUCAUGCCAACAAGUUCAACCCAAACUGCCUUCGACGCAGGCCUGGCGAAGAGAUUAAGGACAAGAUCAGAGAUGUGCAAAAGCAGCCCUCCCCAUCAGAGGUGGUGCAGUGGUCCAACCACCGGGUAAUGGAAUGGUUGAGAGCAGUGGAUCUUGCUGAAUAUGCUCCUAAUUUAAGGGGUAGUGGUGUCCAUGGUGCUUUGAUUAUCCUGGAGCCUCGCUUCAGCUCAGAGACCUUGGCCCUGCUCCUAAAUAUUCCUCCUCAGAAGACUUUGCUCCGCCGUCAUCUUGCCACAGCUUUUGCCACGCUGGUUGGUCCUCAAGCCACACAGGAGAAACGAGAGUAUGGGAAUGCCACAGGCCACAUGCCCCUCACUACCACAGCUAAAGUAAAACCAAAGAAACUGGGCUUCACCCAGUUCAGUCACCUUAGAAAAAGGAAACCGGACGAAUCUGCGGACUACAUCUGCCCGGUAGACAGUGGAUUGCUGUCAACGAAUGGAGUUUCUCGCUUUCCCACUGUUGCACAUCGGGGACUGAGCUCCACUUUGGACAGACAGUUGGAAAAGUGGGAACCAGUGGGGGUAAAAGCUCAAAUCAAUGGCACCAAGCAA